Molecule: messenger RNA, 4717 nt
Organism: Oncorhynchus masou masou (cherry salmon)
Lineage: Eukaryota; Metazoa; Chordata; Actinopteri; Salmoniformes; Salmonidae
Product: mucin-2-like
Exons: 5
Coding region: 564-4130 (1188 amino acids)
Source: RefSeq, a predicted model, not a curated record
AAAGAGAGAAUGGGUGAGGGAUGGGGGCCAGGCACUCUCGCACACAGCAAAUAAAAGGAGGGGCAGUGGUUUAGCAUAUGACAUCAUCCAUAGUUUUUUAAAUAAACCUCAGGCCAUGGUUCUUCAUUGGUUCCAAGCUGGAUAAAUCUAUUUUUUUUUUGGGGGGGGGGGUGCGCUUCUGCAGUUUCACCCUCCCUCGAGGAAGCUUCUUCGGUCCCGGGAACGUUACUAAAGAGGGAUGCACGCCGUUUGAACAAAUCAAUUGAAACUGCAGCGUCAGUCCGAAGCUUGCCAGUGAAGGGAGACAGUUGCACGUUUGUUUGUCCUCUACUUUUAUAACCUCCGCACCGACAUAUUUGGUCUGUUUUUGUCCAGCCAGCGAGGAAGUAGCCUUCAAAAAAAGGAGUCUCCUACAACGGUACCUGAGAAUUUGUGGGGGGGAAACGCUGCGAAGCGUGCCUCUACAUUCUUACGAUCCUUGAGGACGUUGGCUCCACUCCAGGUUCAGUGUGUUUGUGAGCCGCCGGAUCCGGUGAGUGAGACCGUUGCCGGGCCUACAAGGGAUGAAACCGGAUGGGGUUGCCAUGGAGCCCACAGAAGCCGUAGGAGCCGAGCCCUCGGCCCAGGGGAUGGCCACCGACGAGAUGCCCGCCCAGCCAGCUCCUUCAACUUCCCCGUCCUCUCCAUCACAGCCUGAAGACACCCAAAACCCCACAGCAGCCCCUGAAAACCCCACAGCACCCCCUGCAUCCAAGGAGGUCAAUGGGGCCAAUGGCAAGGCAGCAGCUGACCCCAAACCCAAGGCUAAGACCGUGGGCUUGGCUAAACCAGGGCCAGGCACAGCUGGAACCAAGACCGCAAUGGGUCCGGCAUCAGGACCCGGCACCUCUCGUCCGGGCACGGCCCCAAGCCACAUGGCCAAUGGAUUAAAGUCCUCGGCCGGUGACCUGGCCAAGAAAGCCGCUUUGGACAAAAAGAGAACCACCACUAUAGCUGGAGCACCGGCUGCAGCCACAAAGAGGUCCGUGGCUUCCACUGUCAGGACCCAAACUAAAGUAGCUGUCCGAGUCCCCAGGUCAACCUCUGCUACCAGGCCAACCAACGCUACAUGGAUUGGGGCGACGGGGCCUGGCAUUCCAACGAGGAGACCUCCAGCUGCUGGACCCAUUAAUGGGGCUGGGGCCAGACCCAAAACCACAGCUUCCAGGCAUGCUGCCCCCAAGCCUCCCAGCACUUCAGCUGCGGCCAAACCCGAUAGGACACUGGUUUCCAAGACAACCAGGCCUGCCGCUGGUCACACUGGGUUGUUAAUGGGCACAUCCAAGCCUGCUGCUGCCGGCUCCAGCAGACCUGCAGCUUCCAGAGUCGGUACCACAGCCCCCUCUACUGGCAGGACUACCACAGUGCAGGCACCCAAACCUACAGGCCCUGCCAAGAAAGAUGUCAGCAGACCAGCAACCACUACCGCAGCCAGAAAGCCGGUAACAUCCACCACUACUAAAAAGACCAAACCUGACCCCCCUAAAGCGACUGCAGCCUCCAGACCCGAGCCCGCCUCCAAAAGGCCCCAUCCCACCAAGGCGGCAGACACCAAGCCAGCCCGCCCUACAUCACAGGACCCCAAGCCCCUGCCCACACGUAAAGCCCCUCCCACCACACGGCCCCCUGCCACACGACAGCCCCAGGGUAAGACCCCCCCUGCCUCCCCCAGCAACAAGCCCGUGGGCAGCACCGCCCCCCAGUCGGUCAAACGAGCCUCUAAACCAACCCAGUCUGUUCUGCCCUUCACUGCCAGACCUGGAGCUCCCAAGUCUGCAGCAGCAGUGGCUGCCACAGCAGCAGCUGCCGUGGCAACAGUCGCCAUGACAGCCACAGCAGAGCCAGAAGUGGCAGAGUCAGAAGUCCCAGCACCAGUGUCUGCAUCUUUGCCAGCAGUGGCCCUAGAGUCCAGAGAAGAGGUUUCAGCCCCAACUCCUCAGGAUACUACUUCUCCAUCUCCACCACAGAGCCCACUCAGGCUGGCUCCUGCUCCACCACAGAGCCCACUCAGGCUGGCUCCUGCUCCACCACAGAGCCCACUCAGGCUGGCUCCUGCUCCACCACAGGACUCACUAGUCACUGUUGCCCAGGAGGAGAGGUCUGAACGACCAGAGACUGUCCCAGCAGCCCCGCCACAGCCAGCACCAGACCAGACCUUACACCAGGACAUCCCCACAGCAGUGGCUAGGGCUACACCCAGCCCUCUGGAUUCCUCAGAGAAAGCCCAGCUCAACAUGGAUGAAGAAGAGGACGAGGAGAGGGAGGGCAGCCAGCGGGUGUCUGUGUCAGAAAUGAGUGGCUCCCAGCCCACGGAAGAGUCCAGGCCGGGCUCAGCCGGCCCUGCGGGUUCAGGGUGGCGUGCAGGCGGCGCCCUGCUAUCGGAGCUGGACUCUGAGGUGAGCUGCAGCCAGCAGGGGGCGUCGGAGCUGAGCGCCCUGGGCGUCCUGGAGGGCACAGAGAGUAUGGAUGACCUAGGAGACGCCAGUCUGAAGGGUGCCAUCGACAUGGAGGGCAUGUCUGCCUCGGUCGGCUCGCCUGACUUCGAGAAGGUGCCCGACAUCCCCACCAAUGAUUUUGAUGACGACGAUGAAGACGGAGACCGGGUGUGCGACAUGGAGGUGGGUUCGGAACGGGCGGAUGACCCGAGAAGAGCGGGGCGUGACGAGGAUGACGAUGUGGAGAUGGCCAGUGAAGGGGUGACUGAGAGCUACGGGAAUGCAGACGAGGAUGACUUUGCGGAGGAUGAGAGACUGGACAACCUGAACCAAGCCCUGCCUGCCCUAGCCGCCCAGUGGGACCAACCCAACCCCAACUCCUUUUGUGACCCCUGUGCCCAGCCGCACCCCCAGGCUGCCUCAGCCUCCCACCUGCAGACCCCUACCAGCCCCUCAGACCCCUGGCAGGCUGAUAUGGAGACACCCACCCAGUAUUCCACUCAACCCUGGCUGCAGUUGGCUGCCACACCAUUUGUUCCAGCCCUGCGUGAGCCCUCACACCAGCCUGCCCCUGCAUUUGUUCCAGCCCUGCGUGAGCCCUCACACCAGCCUGCCCCUGCAUCUCCACUUGAGAAAGAGACCCUAGCCCCAUUGCAGUCCCUGUCCCCCAUAGCUGCCUCCGGCCGCGGCAUGUCACACUCCAGCACCCUAAGCGCUACGGAGCUGGCUGUCCACAGCAACAGCGAGACCAGCACCAGCACCCCAGAGGAGCUCUGUGACUACAACAGAAGCUCUGGGGUGGAGUCCCGCUCUGAGGGGGGGAAGCUCCACACCCUGCCUGCCGCCCUGGCCCCCGUGCGCUCCCUCCAGCCUGAAUUGGAGGACCAGGACCUGGGCAUCCACCUGGAGAGAGAGGACGGGGAGGUGGCAGAGACCCUGCCAGCCAACGAGGUCCCAGGGGACCCCGCCACAGCACUCACGUCCAACCCCUCGUCCUCCUCCACCACGGAGGAUGAGGCCAGUGACACGGAGGGCGAGGCCCAGCUGGAUGAGCUGUGCCAGGGCAUCCACAACACCACCUUCGACCGCAGGCCCGGCGCCCAGCGCUGCCUGUCUGCCCUGGAGGAAGGGGAGGAGACCAGUGGAGGCGCAGAAGAGGGUGGCGACACCCCCCAGUCUGCCAACUCGGUGGCAUCCUACGCCUAUGACAUGACGGCGUCCAACUCCAGUAACCACUCCACUGCGGAGAGCUGCUCCAAGAGCCCCGGCAUCUUCUCCCUGGAGGAGCUGCCUGAGGAGGCCAAGGACCCGUCACUCAUCCAGGAGCUGACCCUGCCGCCACCCCAGCAACAGGCUGCCUCGGCAAACUCCCUUCUAGUCUCCAACCCAGAGGAGCAGCAGUACAUGUUGUGUGGGACGCUUGAGACAGAGCUAGGGGACACGGGGGAGCUGAAACCCCUGGACCCCGCGCUAUUCGUGGCCCCCCAGCAGCCCGGGGAGGGCCCCGUGUCACCCACCCGCCCUACUACUCCACUGUCUGUGAAAGCACUGAGAACUCUCUCACAGGUAACGUAUAGUCCCCCCCCCCCCUACUUCCCUACAUACCCAGUAACACACCUUUUACCCACCCCUCCCCAAAGCCCUCUGCUGUUUUAGUCAUCAACGUUUUGUCCCCAACCUCCAACAUGGGUGGAUAUGAUCCAAAUGUUAAUUUUUUAAAAACGAGCAAAAAUAGGGAAGGGAAGAAAUAGACUAAAUACAGCAGUGCCACUUCCCUCGUAUGAUAUUACCUUAUGAGUAUAUGGCUUAAAACUCCUGUAUGUGCAAUAGCUACUACUAUUACUAUUAGAAUGUGUUUUUCUUUUCUUUUUAAUUAACAGAUCUGAAACAUGAACUGGCAUGGUUUGAUUUGCAUUGACUGGGCUGUUGUGACGCAGCUCUUAAGAAAAACCAAGAAGAAACAUAACAUAACAAAAGCAAAUGUGGAAUGGAAUGUUCAACUUUGUAUUUAUCCGAUUUACUUUUUACUGAACAAGAAAAUGCUGAUUAAUGUUGAUUGUAUUGUCUUGCCGUUUUCCAUCAUGAAGAAACAGACAUCUGUCCUCCUCCGCCUUCCCUAAGCACUCCCCCUUUCCUUCUGCACUUUAAGGUUAGACUGCCCCUCCCCCCUCUUUCUUACAUUUGUCCUUUUUGGAGUAUUUACCAUUACCAAGCUUUAAAUAAAGAUGAGAUAUUUAACGUGA